Messenger RNA from Stylophora pistillata, 1573 nucleotides. RefSeq lists its product as uncharacterized. Gene Ontology annotation, molecular function: serine-type endopeptidase activity. Gene Ontology annotation, biological process: proteolysis. Lineage: Eukaryota; Metazoa; Cnidaria; Anthozoa; Scleractinia; Pocilloporidae. The record is from RefSeq and is a predicted model, not a curated record.
AAUGGGGAUGUGAUGACCUCACCUUAUACUACACUAGACCAGAUGAACAAAAUCGACCAUUUGCUGCGUUAAUGCACAAAACCUGUCAGAGUGUUCUGUCAGAUGUUGUUCUGCAUGAAGAGAAAGAUGAAAGAUUUAUUGUUGAUGUAAGUGCAACUAAAGACAGGGAAUUUAUAACAAUCAACUGCAACUCAAGGUCCACAUCUGAGGUGAUGACUGUACCAAUGAGCAAUCCAGGAAGGGAAAAUUGGCAAACAUUUAUUGAAGACAAAGCAGAGAAUUUCCUAGAUGACAUGGAUAUCUUUCAGAACUACUGUGUGGUUUAUGAAAGAUGUAAAACAAUUCCUCAGCUCCAUGUUGUACCACUAGAUAUGCCUCAAGAUCAAUACAUAGUGCAGGUAUUUUACAGCAUACUUAAUUUCUUCUGUGGCUCUUUCUUUGUCACUUCUCCCUUGAAAUCUUGUAGGUCAUCACUUGAUAAACAUGUGUUAUCCUUACCUCUUUACUUCCCUCAGGUUGAAAAACAUAGCUUCUCUGUUUUGCCAUCUUUUGACAGUUCAGACUUUUGCUGCACCCGGCUUGAAAUACAAAGUAAAGAUGGAACUCACAUACCUGUCACUUUAUUUCAUCGCAAAGAUCUGAAAAAGGAAGGAAGCAAUCCCUUACUUCUACACGUUUAUGGCUCAUAUGGUAUCAAUGUCAACAUGGGUUUUGAUGUGGAAAGGAUCAGUUUGUUAAAGCGGGGCUGGUGUCUUGCCUUUUGCCAUGUCAGAGGUGGUGGUGAACUUGGACGGGAGUGGUACUUAGAUGGAAAGUUACAGAAUAAACAUAAAGGCUUUGAGGAUUUUGAAGCUUGUGCAAAAGCAUUGCAUAAUCUGGGGUAUUCCAACCCACAGUUGACAGCAGCACGUGGAACAAGUGCUGGAGGAUUGAUAGUGGGGGCGGUCUGUAACAGAUCACCUGAGUUAUUUAAGGCUGUUAUUCUCAAGGUUCCAUUUUUAGACAUUUUGAUGUCAAUGUUAGACCCUUCUCUUCCGCUGACAGUUCAGGAAUAUGAGGAGUGGGGUGAGCCAGGGUCCAAUGAAAGUGACUUUCAUUACAUCAAAUCGUACUGUCCAUAUCAGAACAUAAGAGAUCAGCUGUACCCCUCAGUGAUGGUGACCACUGCAAUGAAUGAUGAUCGUGUGCCAUACUGGCUGCCCCUGAAGUGGGUUGCUCGACUGAGAGAUCAGUUGUCGUACCACGCCCAGGGAGAAAAGCCGCUUGUUGUGUGUUGUGUUGAAUAUUAUGGAGGACACUCGGAAACAGAAGGAGUGUACCACAGAAUUGAAAAGGCUGCAAAAGAGUAUGCUUUCCUUUUCAAGGCAUUAGGGCUACCCCUGGAGUAAAGGGGAAUCUGUCAGAUAGUGUGAAGAAAACAAUGUGUACUUCGUUCUGUGGAUAAUACCAGCAUUCGGUCAAGAUGGGGAAAGGGCUGUGGAGUUUUCCGUGUUAGAAAGUUGUGAAUGAAAUAUGAAAGGAGCAAUUCUUUAAUGAAUUUUUUUCUCUAAUAAAAGCUUCAUACACUACUCAA